Molecule: messenger RNA, 1390 nt
Organism: Culicoides brevitarsis
Lineage: Eukaryota; Metazoa; Arthropoda; Insecta; Diptera; Ceratopogonidae
Product: protein artemis-like
Exons: 2
Coding region: 106-1278 (390 amino acids)
Biological process (GO): double-strand break repair via nonhomologous end joining; interstrand cross-link repair; telomere maintenance
Molecular function (GO): 5'-3' DNA exonuclease activity; damaged DNA binding
Source: RefSeq, a predicted model, not a curated record
UUUCCUCAAAAAAAUCUAAAAAAACUAAUAACGGGACGCUUUACAAUUAUGAAAAUUGCUCAAACUAUUCAUUAAAAAGACAAAUUUGUCGAAUUCAAUGUCAAAAUGAGCACAUUUAGUGGAAAAAUCUCCCAUUUCCCACUCUUGUCAAUUGAUAGAUUCGAUGGAGAUCAUUUAAAAUCCGAAAUUUUCUUGUUAAGCCAUUGUCAUGAGGAUCACAUGAUUGGUCUCCGCAACCCCGAAUUCAAAGGUCCUCUUUACUUGAGUCCUGUUUCCGCUGUUUUUGUGCGUCAAAACUUCCCUCACAUCAGAAAUUUACAAGAAAUUACGAAUGGAAUCCCGGUUCACAUCAAAACUUCUGAAGGAGAAGUCGUUUUAACUGCCUUUCCAGCAAAUCAUUGUCCUGGCUCUGUGAUGUUUUUGUUGGAAAAUGACAGUAAACGGGUUUUAUACACGGGAGAUUUUCGUUUAAACCUGAAAGAAUUACAAAAAAUUAUUCCUUUUAACGAAUACAGAAACUCAAUCGACGAAAUUUAUUUGGAUUCAACUUUUUUACGAAAAAAUUACGAAAAUUUUCCGUCUCAAAAAGAAAGUUGUGAAGCAAUUGCGACUUUAAUCAAGGAAUGGACUUCUUUAGGUUCGAAUAAAAAAAUUUUACUUCACAUUUCCGCUCGUUACGGGUACGAAUGGAUGUUCAUUCAGCUCUUCAAACGACUAAAAAUGAAAAUUCUCGUAAAAACUUCCGAAUUUACGAGUUAUCGAUACAUUCCAGAACUGGAUGAGGCUAUAACUCACCUUUCAAACUCCGCACAAAUCCACGCUUGCAACAAAAACCUUAAAAACUGCGAUUGUAACGCUUUUUCACCUAAAGAUGAGGUUCGUACAAUUCGUGUUUCGGCGAUGAUUUGGCAAAAUUGGGAUCGUUCCAAGAGUUUUGUUCAAAAAGAUGAGAAAUUAAACGAAUUUUAUCGCGUUUGUUACUCAAAUCACGCAAGUUUAAGCGAAAUUCGGGAUUUAUUGAGGUUCUUGAGACCUAAAGAAGUCUUUUUGAAUGUCAUUCCAUUGGAUAAAGCUGAAUAUGAUAAAAUGACAGAAACUUUGAACAGUAUUAUGAAGGAAUUUCAAGCAAAAAAUGAGAAAAUAGGAGAUUUAGAGUUACCGUUGUCAUUUUCGAACAUCAGUAAAGUAGGAAAGAAAAGACUGGAAAUGGAAGAACAAAGACUGGCGAAGAUGAGAAAGCUUGAGAUUGAAAAAGUUGAUGAGAAUUGUGAUUUAUAACGAUAGAAAAUGUCGUUUUUUGGGAUUUUUUUCGACUGGGACCUAAAAUUAUUUAAAAUUUUGAUAUAAAUUAUUAUUUUUUGUUAAAUAUUUUUUAAAAAAUAAAUUAAAA